Molecule: messenger RNA, 1936 nt
Organism: Micropterus salmoides (largemouth bass)
Lineage: Eukaryota; Metazoa; Chordata; Actinopteri; Centrarchiformes; Centrarchidae
Exons: 5
Coding region: 232-1011 (259 amino acids)
Source: RefSeq, a predicted model, not a curated record
UGGUUUCAUAUGACAGAUCCCACCUUCCAGAGAGAAAUAACCGCAGAUGGGUGGGCGAUGGGUGGAGCCAAAUCGUUGACUAUAAAAGCGAGACAGGUCUCCAGCUAAACCAAAACCUUUAUCGCUACCUGCUGUCAGCACUGAAUAGCUGGACGGACACGUUUUUCUGCUGAAGACUCUGGACGCUCAUCGGUGAAAUCGCAUCACAUUUCACUCUGGAUUGACUUGAUUAUGGAAGGGACACUAAAUCUCCUGAGUGUUUUACUGUUUGCGGUAAUUGUCAGAGGAGAGCCUCCUGCCAUGUGCCAGACUCAGCCGAUAAAGGCAGCAGAAGGUGAUGAUGUGACUCUUCAGUGUCGUCUGGAUCCUCCGGUCAACCUGUCUGCUUUCACUGUGGACUGGACGAGACUUGAGAACAAGGAUAUCGUCCACGUCUAUCGACAUCAACAGGACGAUCCUGAUCCACAGACGGAUCAAUACAGAGGCAGGACGACUCUCCUCCAUGAAGACCUGAUCAGAGGAGUCCUGACUCUGCACAUCUCCUCAGUGAAGCUGUCUGACAGAGGACUUUACAAAGGCUUUGUCCCAAACCUGAAGACCAGCUGUGUUGUUGACCUCAUUGUUGAAACGGUGGGAAAAGACCAGCAGAACGAGACAAAGAGAGAUGAUUCCAGCACAACUGGACCUCCAGAGGAAGAAGAGACCGAGCCAGACGGUCGUGGUGGUGGAAACAGGAACCGUGGCCGUGCUGGGAUCAUUUUCAGCGUUGUCUUAUUCAUUCUCUGCCUCGUCGUUUUUGGUGUUCUGCUUCUGAGGAAGAAAAUAACAAUGCAGUGUGUGAAGAGGAUCGGAGUAAGGAAGGAGCAAAAACCAGAGACGGCGUCAAACGGAUCUGAAGGGAAAAAGCUGAACACUCAAGCAGCAGACGGGGACGAGGACCUGGAGGGUAACGACUUGGCUGCCGUUCAUCAUCUGAUUGAUCAGAAAGCACCAUUUUUACCAAAGCUGUGACUGAGCAAACAACAUUAAACCUCCUCAUGGACCAGUAAAGGUUCUACACAUCUCAGGCAGCAAUAAUGACUCUAUCGGGUCCAGAUACUCACUACUGGAAAAGGAACUUUCCAUAGAUCUUCCGAGCCAGUCAACAAUUAGACCUCAACAAAAUCCUGUCAAAUAUUUACACAGGAGAACAUCAGUCAGUUUCUAUGCAUUGAUAAAAUGAAAAGUCCAGACUCCUGGGCCCAAAUAUGCAGGAAUAUUUCACACAUGCCUAAAAAUUGUUAGUGAAGUCAGACUGUUCAAAAUGUGAAAGUGCCCAGAGGAUGAUCUGUUUUCAUGAUCCUCCUACUUUUCCUCUGGCGCCACCAUCAGGUUGACUUUGAGGUUUCAAGUAAAAUACCUCAACAGCUAUUGGAUGGAUUUCCAUGAAACACCAUGCUGACUUGAGCGUUUAGCUCAAAGCACCACUGAGCCUUAAAACAGCUGCGUGGCUUUAGACUGAUACUGAAAGAAAAUAAUAAAAUGCAUUUCCUUCUUUAUUAUGAGGAUUUUUUCAAACAUGUUGGUAAAACUUUAAGUUCCAAUAUUUAACAUUUAUAAGCAGCACAUGCACACUUAAUUCAUGGCUUAUAACACAUAAGUGUUUACAGUUAUAAAAAUGUUUUUAAAUGUUUAUUAAGGUGCUGUAUUCGCCAAUAACUAUAACUUCUCCCAUGAAGACGUAUUUAUAUUAUAUAACUGUGUUUCACCAGAUUGUGACUGUUAUUAAGUUUUUUGUUCUCUCCUUACUGAUUUAUAUAUUUAAGCCUACUUUGUGGUUGAUAUCAGAUUUAUAAUCUUGUAUGAGUUUGAGAUCUAUUAUUGGCUUAAUUGCCAAGAAGUCAUUCUAAAAUAUUGUGUGAAUGAAAAUAAAGUUUUACGUUUGUCCAAGACAGUC